Molecule: messenger RNA, 4732 nt
Organism: Tachyglossus aculeatus (Australian echidna)
Lineage: Eukaryota; Metazoa; Chordata; Mammalia; Monotremata; Tachyglossidae
Gene: YAP1
Product: Yes1 associated transcriptional regulator
Exons: 9
Coding region: 89-1387 (432 amino acids)
Biological process (GO): positive regulation of transcription by RNA polymerase II; hippo signaling
Cellular component (GO): cytoplasm; nucleus
Molecular function (GO): protein binding; transcription coactivator activity; transcription corepressor activity
Source: RefSeq, a predicted model, not a curated record
GGGGUCCGGCCCCCCGCCGGCCGGCCACCAGAUCGUCCACGUCCGCGGGGACUCGGAGACGGACCUGGAGGCGCUCUUCAACGCCGUCAUGAACCCCAAGACGGCCAACGUGCCGCACACCGUGCCCAUGAGGCUCCGCAAGCUCCCCGACUCCUUCUUCAAGCCCCCGGACCCCAAGGCGCACUCACGGCAGGCAAGCACUGAUGCAGGAACCGCAGGAGCCCUGACUCCUCAGCAUGUCCGAGCUCAUUCCUCUCCGGCUUCCCUGCAGUUGGGAGCUGUCUCUCCGGGGACACUCACACCCUCUGGAGUCCUUUCAGGCCCUGGAGCUUCUCCUUCGACUCAACACCUCCGCCAGUCGUCCUUCGAGAUCCCUGAUGAUGUGCCACUGCCAGCAGGCUGGGAAAUGGCAAAGACAUCCUCUGGUCAGAGAUAUUUUCUGAAUCACAUCGAUCAGACCACAACAUGGCAGGACCCGAGGAAGGCCAUGUUGUCCCAGAUGAACGUGACGGCCCCGACGAGCCCUCCAGUGCAACAGAAUAUAAUGAAUUCCGCAUCAGGCCCCCUUCCCGAUGGAUGGGAACAAGCUAUGACCCAGGACGGAGAGAUUUACUACAUAAACCAUAAGAACAAGACCACCUCUUGGCUAGACCCCAGGCUUGACCCUCGUUUUGCCAUGAACCAGAGAAUCAGCCAAAGUGCUCCAGUAAAGCAGCCACCCCCAUUGACUCCCCAAAGUCCUCAGGGUGGAAUUAUGGGAGGAGGCAGCUCAAAUCAGCAGCAACAGAUGAGACUGCAGCAGCUGCAGAUGGAAAAGGAGAGGCUUCGCCUGAAACACCAAGAACUGCUCCGGCAGGCAUUGCGGAAUAUCAAUCCCAGCACAGCAAAUUCUCCAAAACGUCAGGAAUUAGCUCUCCGAAGCCAGCUGCCAACAAUGGAACAAGAUGGUGGGGCUCAGAAUCCAGUGUCUUCUCCGGGAAUGUCUCAGGAGCUGAGAACAAUGACUACAAAUAGCUCUGAUCCCUUUCUUAACAGUGGCACCUAUCACUCCAGAGAUGAAAGCACAGAUAGCGGGCUGAGCAUGAGCAGUUACAGUGUUCCCAGAACCCCAGAUGACUUCCUGAACAGUGUUGACGAAAUGGAUACAGGUGAUAGCAUCGGCCAAAGCAACAUGCCCUCCCAACAGAACCGUUUCCCAGACUACCUGGAAGCCAUUCCGGGAACGAACGUGGACCUGGGGACCCUGGAAGGCGAUGGGAUGAACAUAGAAGGAGAAGAACUCAUGCCAAGUCUGCAGGAGGCUCUGAGUUCUGACAUCCUUAAUGACAUGGAGUCUGUGCUGGCAGCCACCAAGCUAGAUAAAGAGAGCUUUCUCACAUGGUUAUAGAGGCCUCGGGGAGACUGCAUUCUCAAUCUGUGAAGGAUCUAAGGAGAUAUGUCCUCUCUUCCUGAGGUCUCAAACAAGCCACUGGGGCAGACUUCCAGCUUGUGUCGAGAGAGAAAUGAACAAAUAUCCACCAAGAUUCAUCCAAUAUUUUUGCUCUUCCUUGUCAUGCUGCUGUUCUGUAUUGCUGACCUCUUUCCCAGUCGACCCUGAAGACUCAUCAACUUGGUCUCGAUCUUUAGUUCUGUUUGCCGUUGCAACUACUGUUCAUUCGGUGGGCUGGAAGUGGGUGGGAGGACGGAGGGGGUGGCGAGCCCUUUUGAAUGAUGGAUGUCAUUCCUUUUGUCCAAUUAUGUGUGCGUAGAUCAUCUGAACGAAACACACGGGCUGGUGAGUUCACUUUUACGUGUCCCAACUUGUAGUGCGUUCAACUCGUGGUCUCUUCAGCUGCCUGUGGCGAGAGGAAGAACACGACUUUCUGGUCUGACAAGCCAAAAAUGAUGUAUCUGAUCAAAAGAACUCAAUACUGAUUUGGAGAUGCAGAUCAAACCAAGACUGAAGAUUUUGUUUGACGUUAAGUGUGUGCCACUUCUAAUGCUCUCAUUAGUCACUAAGGGCUCCUGAUCUUAUUUGAAGGGAUUGCAAGAUGUGAGGCAGUUUCCACAGAAAAUUGAACACAAAUUAUCGCCACGUGCUCGGGCCUUCAUUAUCGUCUGUGGGAAAGUAGAGAAUUGAUCCUAUUAGUGAACGUAGCAAUGGUUGUAGUUUGGGAGGGUUACUGUAGGUGUUCUCUUUAUUGUGAAAUCUAGAUUUUUCUGGUUUCACGGUCUUAUUUAAAUCUUGAUGGUCUGCUCUUUUUUUUAAUACACCUAUUAUAUGUCUAAUAUAGCCUGAUAGCUGAAUAUAUAGUUUUAUAUGUUUUUUCCUGUAACUUUUCAAUUUAUUUUUAAAUGGUAGAUUUGAAUGUAUACUUUAGAACACGUGACCAGCGGUUUGUUUUUCAUGCCUAUUGCAAAAAUGCGAAGUUUGAAUCAGGUUGGAAGCAAUCCAGAAGUGCAUUCCCAGGGGUGCCUGGGAACGCACAGUAAAUAUCACCUGUUGGACAUGAAGAAGAAUUUGAAAGUAGCUUUUUUAAUUAAAAAAAAGAGAGAAAACCUCCCAAGAACUAGUUUUUAGUCUGGAUCAAAUCAGUGAAUAGAUAGUCAGUGACAGGAGAAAACUUGAUUAAAAGCUUUCCCUUAAAUGUAGCUUUUGAAAGGAAAUCCUAGACUUUAACCUACACGCCUUUAACGAAGGUGCAGAAAGUUAAGAGCGACAAACCUUUUCAGGACCAUCUACGUACAUUCGAAGCAUACAGUUGUCCCUAGUUCUGUGUAGUUCUGUGUGCUGAGAAAUUAGCCCUGAGGUAGUGUGUAGAAAGACUAUGAAAAUAUGGUUAGCUGGUGAAAUGAUCAGGUAAUGAAUUGUAUAUCGGUAGUUGAAUUUAGUACCGGGAUAGAGAUAAGCGCGAUUAUACUUUUAUUUUUGCGGGAAGAGCUAUGACACUAGUCCGUCUACGGGAAUUAUGACAGUUUCCAAAGAGUAUUUUUAAAUGAACAAAACGAGCAUGAAUCAACUUUUCAGUAUAAGCUAUGAAAUAUUAUUUUUUAUGAAUUAUAGUGGCACCAGCCAGCACCUCUAUAAUUAAAGGUCUGUCAAUGUUUCCAUGAAAACCCCUUAUUUUCAAGGGUUUAGAACUUAGCCAUAGACACAGUUUCCUGGCCAAAACUUGGUAUGCAGUGUCUCCUCUCGAGACGAUGUUUUUCCUUUUUUGUACAAUUCAGAUUCUAUGCCGUUUGACCCUUUCGUUCUAGGAGUGCAGAAGUGAAAACGGCAAGUGUUGUAUUCAGGACUUCCAUUCAGUACUUCCAUUGCUCCAACGACUCAGUCACUGGGUUGUAGAUAACCAGCUGUAGGUAACAGCGGGUAGGCAUUCGAAACGGUUGACUUUAGUCAUUCUUCAGAGGAAAAAAAAUGCAGCAGAGAGAUGGCGUUUGGGUGGAAUAUUCCCUGUGCAUCUCCCUGAAUCUUUUAGACAGGAUAGCAAGUGGAUGGUUCAGCAUUUUUUUCUUUAAAGAGUGAGGAAGAUCAAAGCUACUCCUGUAAAGAAGACACAAAACUACACCUCCCGGUGAACAACGGCACACAAGAUUUGGGAGGCUAUAAGGUUUUAGUGGGAUUUUGAUGGAGAUUUUAGAAACUUCCUGCUCCUCCUGAAAGACCUUUUUGCCGUGUCCAGCAUGGUGGCUAAAUGUACGAAACGAUCCCACUGUUGAUAACCUUAAGGAAUUUGAAACAAAGCCACCCAACAAGAGCUGUUUCCCUUCGACAUUCGCUUCACCAGUUCUGCGUCACUGUUGUGGCACUGUGCAGUGAUCUCAGAUGCCUGACAUGCUAAAACGAGGGGUGGGAAUGAGUAUAGAGAAUUGCUCCUUUUGGGGAGGGUUCGAGGCCCAGCCUGUUGUCUUGAUUUGUGUUUUCAUUAUAUAUAUGUAAAAACGCCAAACUGCUUUUUUUGGUCGUAUUGGGUAGCGUUGAUGUAAGUUCUGACUGUAACCAGGUAUUUCUGAAUUGAUUCAACAGUAAACCGAUUUUUAAAGCAGUUUUUUUCCCCCAACAUGUAUCCCUCCUUGUCUCUUCUGUCCUCUGAGUAGGCAGGAUAAGCUCCGUAGAAAGCUCAGUGAUUGUUGGUGCAAACUGAUUUGUCGUUGCCGAUCUUCAGAAGCGCCAUCUGAUGAAGUAGCUAAAAGAUGGAAGUGCCAUUUUAAAAAUGCAAUUCUGUUAUGGUGGUGUUACUUAAGAAUCAGAUUUUCCACAUUUUUAAAUUAGUUUUAAUUCAGAGUGAACUAUGGGAGCAUGUUGGAGUAACAGUAAAUCGGACAGUUUUUAAAAAAUUGUACCAAUCAGUGUUGGAGCUCAAGCAAUGCAAUUUAAAAAAAAAAGACAAUUUCAAAGUGAUUAAGUUAAUAGCUUUUGCACAUCUGGGAAGUUAGUACUAAUAUGAAUUUUCACUUUGCAAGCAUGUUUUUAUAUGAAUAGUGGGUCUGCCUGUCUAUAAACUAUUGACUUUUCUAUAUCCUGAAAAAUUACUCUCCACAUUUUUAAUGUUUUAUAUUAGAGAAUUCUUAAAUGCACACUUGUCAAAUAUAUAUAUAUAGUACCAAUGUUACCUUUUUGUUGUUUUAGAUGAAAAAGCAUGCCAGUAUGUUAGGUACCUACGUAAAUUCUGUUACAUUAUUUUUUCCUUAUGUAAUACUUUUUUUUCAUUUGUUUAUGUGGUAUAAAUAUAUACUUUGUGCUUAAAAAUCA